GCAUACUGCUCCCUCCUCUCGUUGGCUGUCUCUGCCUCCCAGGCUCUCUUCCCCCCUUGCCGCUCUCCGGUCGUCGUACGAUCGAGAUCUCGCGCUCUCGCUCUUCUUCCUCAUGGUCCUGCAGCCUGCUGAACUUUUCGGCGGGAGGCGAAGAAGUAAUUAACCCUGCAUGCAUUAGUGGAAAGUUGAGAAGAUUGAAAAAGCACUCAAGCAAAACCAGUCUCUCUCUGCCCCUGGUCCUUUUUUCCCUCUUUCCUGUUUGCUUCUUCUUCUCCUUCUUCUUUUGCAGCUUUUCUCUUUUCUUCUUCUUCCUUUGAUCGAUCCUCUUUCCAGCCUUACGGAUAAGAUAAGAUCUUCCCAUGCUUCGCACCUAAACAGCAUGGAGCAGCAGCAGCAUGAGGCCAAGCAAUAUGCCGGCGAUCCCGCGGCGAUUGAGUUGCAUUCCCCCUCCGACGGUCGUCGUUCGUCUGUCUCGGCCCCCAUCAAUGCUUCCGGUCACAAGCAGGAGCUGGAUCGGAAUUUUGGCUUCAUCAAUAUCUGUGGUCUGGCUUUGACCAGUGGAAAUACCUGGAUCGCCUUGGGUGGAAGUAUUGUCACAGCUAUCUAUGAUGGCGGCCCGCCCGGUGUCAUCUAUGAGAUGUACGUCGAUUCUACUGCAUGGAUUCAGGUAUAAGGAGCAGAAAGCUGACUGUCGCUUGCAGGAUCG
Molecule: messenger RNA, 706 nt
Organism: Aspergillus aculeatinus CBS 121060
Lineage: Eukaryota; Fungi; Ascomycota; Eurotiomycetes; Eurotiales; Aspergillaceae
Exons: 2
Source: RefSeq, a predicted model, not a curated record